AAAUUUGCAUCUCAGAUCGUGUUUGGCGAAGGAAUUAUCGAGGUCAGCAGGCGGUAGCGCUAGUGUCUGAAGAAUUAUUCACAAGUUGGCGUGGAGUUUGGACAAAACCGUUCGAGAGCAUCUUUCUUCACAAUAUUUCAUCUUUGUGACAAUUUUUCCAAGAGGGAGAGAAUAUAUUCUACAGGUUCUCGGACGUUUACACUGGCACAAAGGCGCCAUUUUUGGCUGGACUUUACCUCCAUUUCCCACCCUCCUGUUGUGGAGGGGAGACUGUAGCAUUCCCCCCUCCCCUGUGAGGUGAAGACGCUAGGAAUGGCCUCCGUACCCACCGGAGCAGCCCCGGGGCCAGGCAAGAAGCGUUCCCGGAUCCCUGUACGGGUGUGCCCGAGACCACAUGACGUCAAUUCGCCUAUCUGUAAGAUCCAGAGAACUCUAGAGGCUAUGAACAUCGACUGUGCGAAGGAGGUACCAGAGAGCAGCCAGACAGCAGAUGUGUCCAGCACAGGCGGCCCCAGCACGUGGUGGAACACCACAGCCACUAUCAGCUGGGCCUCCGGAGUGGACUCCAGCACACCCCUAACCUUCUCUGCUAUCAACGGUGACCAUCCUACCACAUCUGCAUUUACACCAGUCAGCACACCCAACUUCACUCCUCUCCACAGAGGAAAAAAGGCAGAAACAGCAGCCAUAGACUCUACCCCAGUUCUAGGUGGUUUAUUGAGGAGAGCAGCCACCCAGCAUCCCGUUAACCAACACUCACACAUGAACAUGGUGACUCCUGGCUGGACCCCAGUUGUGUCCACUGGUGUAGCAGGGCAGUGUUGGUCAACAUCAGGAAAACAAGUGAAGACCAGCACACCCUAUAAUUGCUGGCUGAUGGAGAAGACCUCGAGUAUCUCCAGCCUGUCCUCCAGUGACCUGGUUCUCCCCACACCACCCUCCUCCAUCAAGCGUCCCUUCCCGUACUCAGUGCCGACCCAGGACUCCAUGGAGUACAUCCAGCUGGACUCCUGCCCUCACACACAGAAGAAACUCCCACGCAGAAGACUCACAGUUGUUGGAGAGGAGUCACCCCCACCCCCUGAGUGUGUGCAGACCCCAUGUGGAGACACCCUAGCUGCACCUGACCAUGACUUGGGUGUGUCCACCCUCCACCUCUCCUCACAUCACAGCCAGGCCUGCUGCACCCAGACUGGGUUGGCUUAUGAUAUAGAGACUGUGGUUUAUGCUCCUCCAGUGCCAAAACUGGGACCUGAACCCACAACCCUUCAACCUCCUGCUGACGUCUCUAAUGUCAUCAGUAAUGUCUUAGAUCUGCCUCUCAGCAUGCUGCCUGAUGAAAGCAUGGAGAAACGGGAAUGUUCAGUCACACAGUCCCCUUACUCUAACUGUCAUAUACCAAACCACGUCCAGUCCAAGGAAAGUUUGGUUGGGAAGAACCACUGUGAAAGUUGUCCACAGAACAUAGGUGUUAGCUCAGAGUGUAGGAAUGAAGGACAUUUGGGAGAUAACACACAGCACCACACAAGGAGAGAAUCCUCUAGCUCUCAGGACAGCUGCACAUGUCAUGUGCUUUCACAAAGGGCACCAAAUGUUGGGUUGCCGGAGUGUGUGGAUGGGCCACAGAAUAGCAACAAAACAAGCAGCAAUGGUCAUCCGAAUGUCACGUCUCUGGGACAUCACAGUGGAACAGAAUCACUGGUUUCCACCAACUCGCCACAGGAGAAGACAACGGGCUCCAACAAACAGCUUAUACGAAUCUUACCUGAACAUAUCAAGCAGCCAGGUCAUAGUAAACGGCAUGUGUAUCUAGCUAUAGAGGAGAACCAAAUACAAGAUAAACUCAACUCAACUCAACAAGAUAGUAUGGAGGGUGUGAAAGGCAGUAUUUCUUCUGUCCAGAGGGGAAAAGGUCCAGAGUGUGGAGAUGAUAGCCCUCCACCUGUGAAAGUAUGCAGAUUAUCACAACCUACAGAUGCCACUGUGUGCACAGGUCCUGGUGGUAAUAACAUCAGUACAGGGACUGACAGGUAUAACAUCCAACGCAACCCACCAUUGGCAUACUUACGCCAUUCUGAAACAUUUAAUGUACUGCAAAACUGUUGCAUGGAAAGUUCUAGAGAUGACCCGACCUUCUCCUGUUCAACAUCUCAUGAUCCCCCCAUUGACACUUCAUCACUUCAUGGUAAGAUCAGUUUUAAACAAGUUUCUGAUGCAGGCCCAAACCUCACGGCUACGUUUGCAGACAGUGCCUUAGGUCUGAGUGUCUCUAGUUUUGACACUGAUCCCCACAUUGAGAUCCAUGGACUGUCUUCUGUUCCUGACACAAUGAUGACUGAAGAGGGAGACCGUAUCAUGGGAGAAACAAUAUCUCACACAAGUAAAGGUGGUAGGAAGGUUUCUCGUAUACAGGAUGGACAUGACGAGCAACAAGAGCUGCUACUUAUAGAUUUCAAGGAAAACAUGAAGUUGGAGCGCCGUGUCCACUUCAAACUGUCCCCAGAGAAGCACCCUGCCCCACCACCGUCACCAUCAAACACUGGUCCUGACAAAACUGGGAAGCAAUUUUCCCCAAGAAAACAGUCUAAGAAAUCCCCCAGGAAGAACAGCCCUCGCUCCAGCCCUGCCAAGUCCCGGUUUUCUGCAGUGAAAUUAAGAUCCAGCCCCCUGAAAAGAUGUAGUCCAUCCAAACUGCACAUCUCCUCAGGAAGGAGUAGAGCAAGCCCAGCAAAAAGGCGCCAUCCAUCAGAAGUCAAUAAAGUAAGGAAAUCACUUCUUGGUGAUUUUGGUAGCAUGAAGACACCGGCCACCAUUAAAAGGAAACUGUUCACGCGGGACUUGCCUCGCAGGGAAGCAUGGAGCCGUCGUGAUACAGCAGAGGUUGUGAUGGAGACAGAAGCUAUGGAUGACAGUGGCCUGUCGCUGUCACUGUUCGUCUUGAACGAGCAUCAACCAGGCAGCAAGUUGGGCUGGGACUAUGUGGACAUAAUCGGAGAGCUGACUCAUGUGUAUAGCAUGCCUAUGAUUGUCGAAUCCAUCCUGGCAUAUUUGGACCCUCCUGACCUCAGCAGUAUGUGCUGUGUGUCCAAAGAGUGGCAGCAGGUGUGCAUGGGUGACAGGAAGGCUGAGCAGUGCCGACAGAUGUACCUCCGACAGCGCAGGAGACUGGCUCCCUGGGUUGGGAAGGAAAACCUUAUCAAGUGGCGUUCUCGAGAGUUAGGCAGUCUGACAGAGACCAAUUCUGCCCUGGCGACCUUACAGCUGCAACGCAUCGUCACACCUACACAGGCCACACCCACCAUGUCCAGACAUGACCAAUUCUCCAAGUUGGCCAGAUUAUUGCCCUAUGGACAUUACUUGACUCCCUGUAUCCGCUGUCGGUCUCCUGCACAUGUCAUCCCCAAGAACCAUCGGGCCACGUGUCAGCAGGACAGCUGUAAGUUUGACUACUGCCUGCACUGCAACUGCGCGUUUCACGGGGACGUCCCCUGUCCCGCGCUCACCCCGAUCGCUUCUCCAGCACCAGUGCGUGGAAAGAAGGUCCGAGCCAGUCCGGUGGCUGGCAGCAAGAGGAGUAAGAGAAGAUUGCGUCGAUUGUGAACAGCAGACUGUCAAUGUUGAUCAGCAAGGGUCAGCUGACAGUGGUGCUGUGUAAGAUGUGGAGGUUUGAACAUUGUGUCUUGUCUAGAGAGUUGUUACUUUUCCAUGUCCUGGCAGCUAUAUUUUAGGGCAGCUAUGAUAUCCUUCUGAAGGCAGCUACAGGAUACAUCCCUUUGACCUUGUUGUAAAAUCUCAAAAUGUUGCAGUUUUAUUGAUGAUUAAAUAGUAGCUCGUUUUAAGGAAAGCCUUGAAGGUUUUCUUGGGUUAAACUACAGUGAAAUAGGUUGACAUCUAAUGUAGUUUGAUUUUUCUGACUAAUAGAUAUUUUACAUGUCCUCUGCCUAUUCUUGGACUACCAGCUAGUUACAUGUAGUUGUUGCUACUAUUAGCCAUACAAUAUUAUAGGAGACCUAAAUGUGAGUUUACUUAUUAGAAACAAAAAUGAAUUUCAUUGGUGCAAGUUGCUUUUGUCUAAGAAAUUACCGCCAUUAGAAAUAGCUGGCACGCACAAAAAGAAGAUUAUCUGGCUAUGAAAGGUAAAAGAAAAUAUCCCCGAAUCAAAAAAAAAAAAUCAGUGUAAAUUCAUUUAUGAAAGUUAGGCAUCCAGGUAUACAAUAUUUUAAGACAAUUCAAUCUCUACAAUGUUGACAGAAUCUCUGAUGUUGUCUUACCAUAGGAACUUUGGUCCACCACUUUUCAUCAUGCAGAUAAUUUUCUUUUGGUGCAAGUGAUUUUGCAGUCAACUUGAGCUCUGAGAUGUGUAUCUUUGACCGAGUGACCCACCUCCAAGUCAACAAAAAGGUUAUGAUCACUGUCACAGUACGUGUAGUAUAAUGUUUACAAACCUAGAGUACAAUAGUUACUGUCUACUUUGGUGAGUACUAGUAUUAGAUACUGUUACAAGUGAAGUGUCGAGUUUUUCAGCUCUGGUAUCUUCCUCAUAAUUGUGAGUUCAGGAGGUAAUAAGUCAAGUCUUCCAAGUUUGUCCUCAGGAAAACUACCAUUGAAAAGAGUAGACUAUCACCAUGCAGUUGUCUACCAUAGCAAAUACUUGCAUUCUUAGUUAUCUGUUGUCCAUUAUUAUGAAACAAACUAUCUUGACGAAAAAUGGGCAUUCUAAUCAUAACUCUUUGCAUUAUCAUUUUUAUCAUUCCUGACAAUUAUGAAUAGCAUUUAACUUGUAUAUAUAUAUGUAUAUAUAUAUAUAUAUAUAUAUAUAUACACAUGACAGAGAACUCUGUAUGAAUGAAUAUGGCCAUAUUAACAUUGUAAUUUUCCAGAGAGACACAAGUACAUUUUAUCACUCCAUGUGCAAUAGUUGUAAAUUUUAGAAAUACUAGUCUUAAGUUCUUUAGUACUUUAGAAUUGUAAUCAAGACUAGAAAAUGUGUUGUCAACUUUGCAAACAGAAUAAAGGAAUUUUAACCUACCAAA
Messenger RNA from Branchiostoma floridae (Florida lancelet), 5033 nucleotides. RefSeq lists its product as uncharacterized. Gene Ontology annotation, cellular component: nucleus. The transcript is spliced from 10 exons. The coding region runs from base 313 to 3600 and encodes 1095 amino acids. The record is from RefSeq and is a predicted model, not a curated record. Gene Ontology annotation, molecular function: protein binding. Lineage: Eukaryota; Metazoa; Chordata; Leptocardii; Amphioxiformes; Branchiostomatidae. Gene Ontology annotation, biological process: negative regulation of meiotic nuclear division; regulation of mitotic nuclear division.